Phyllostomus discolor (pale spear-nosed bat) is the source of this 1239-nucleotide messenger RNA. Its product is annotated as proline-rich protein 2-like. The record is from RefSeq and is a predicted model, not a curated record. Lineage: Eukaryota; Metazoa; Chordata; Mammalia; Chiroptera; Phyllostomidae. The transcript has 6 exons. Bases 1 to 1239 code for a protein of 412 amino acids.
AUGACGCGGAGCCGAUUCUCAGAGGGAGACCCUCCCCACGGGGCCCCGGGGACUGCCCUGUCCAACACCGGAGGACUUCGGGUGUCCUCCCCACUGUUUGGGCGCCCGCCGCCCCCGCGGAUCCCCGAUCCGAGCGGCGCCGAGUCGCUGAGGGACGUGGCGGCUGGCGGACAGGGGGAGCCGGAGAGGGGUUCGUCCCCCGGGCCUGGGCCGUGGAGUAGCUGGCAGCCACGGGCGGAGUUGGAGAGCGACCUGCCGGGCCAGGAGGAGGCGCCCGGGGGUGAGGGCGGCGAGGGGAAGCGGCUGACCGCCCCGGCAGGGCCGCAGGGACGAAGGCAGGGCGUGGGCACAGGUGACACCGUCUCGGGGGGAGCCGAGACCGUGCGGGCUGGGGGGGCCGCGGGCCCGCCCCGGGCAGAAAGAGCACUUCGAGAGGGCGAGGCGGGAGACGAGAAAGGGCUGCCAAAUCCUCAAGAUGACAAGAGAUGGUGCUGCCCAGCUCACGCCUGGGCCUUGGACCCCGGACUUCUUCAAGUCCCUCUAGCUCUGACUCAAGAAUAUGCUGCACAUCGAACCACCACACCACCCCACUCAGGAAUCGGCUCCAGAAGGUUUCGCCGACGGACCGAGAUCGCGCCCAGCACCACCGGAAGGGAGCCGCUCCCGCGGCAGCACCCGCCCCGCCGCCGCCGCCCCCGCAGACGCUGGAGACCACCGCCAGCACGCCCCCAUCACCACCGCCCUCCCUCCCCCCCUCCUCCUUUUCCGACUUUUCUCUCGUCUUCUCUCGUUUCUUCCUUUUCUCUUCUGUCCUUUGCUCAGCGGGCUCGAGCCCCCGGGGCUCCGUUCCCCCUGCCCCCCAACUCAAUUUGCACUAUAAGUCGUUUGCACUGGUUGGGGCCCCGGACACGGCCUUGCACCCCUGAGCGUGUGCGUGACACGACUGCCGAGCGUGCCCGGCCCCUGCGGCCGGGGCCGCCCCCGCGAGCCCCCGCCACCCAUCCUCGGGGGCGACCGGGGGCGGUCGAGUGUGUGGGGCCCUGCCCGCCCCCCGCCUGGUCUGGGAGCUCCGAACACCGGGAGCACCUCCAGCAUUGUGCUGGCCAUCUUGCGUGUGUCCCUCCUCACCGGGGCUUCACCAGAGGCCCUGGACUCAUCAAUAAAUUCCGUUACAGCACUCCGGGUCUCCGCUCGUUCUUGGGGGGCUCCUCGGACACGGGGACGGGGUGGGGGACAUGA